AUGCUAGAAAAUGGCGACUUUGAGCUUGGACCAAAGUCGUCCAACCUUAACAAAACAGUGAUCAUAGGAAAAUACUCCUUGCCCAAAUGGGAGAUUCAUGGUUUGGUGGAAUACGUCUCAGGAGGGCCUCAACCCCGCGGUUUCUACUUCGCGAUCCCACGUGGCGCCCACGCGGCCAGACUAGGGAAUGAGGCUACCAUUUCUCAGUAUGUGAGAGGAUUGAAACCGGGAACGAUCUACGCCCUCACGUUUGGAGCCACCAGGACCUGCGCGCAGGAUGAAAGGUUGACGGUAUCUGUUCCCGGUUUGUCGAGUGAGCUUCCGAUUCAGACAUUGUACAGCAGCGAUGGAGGUGAUACUUAUGCUUGGGCUUUCAAUGCAACUUCUGAAGUGGUUAAGGUCAGUUUCCAUAAUCCUGGUAUUCAAGAAGAUCCAACUUGUGGACCUCUCAUUGAUGCUGUUGCAAUCAAGGAACAGCUGCCUCUAAAGUACAACAAGGGAAGCUUAGUGAAGAAUGGUGACUUUGAAAUUGGACCUCAUCUAUUCAAGAACUUCUCAACCGGAGUUCUUCUCCCUCCGAAAAAUGAAGACUUGUACUCCCCCCUGCCUGGAUGGAUUGUGGAAUCUCUCAAACCGGUCAAAUACAUCGAUUCAAAGCACUUUUAUGUGCCCCAAGGACUUGCAGCCAUUGAGUUAAUGGGAGGAAGAGAAACCGCAAUUGCACAGAUCAUAAGAACAGUGACAAACAGAUUCUAUAUUCUCUCCUUCGCGGUGGGCGAUGCGAGAAAUGGUUGUCAUGGAUCGAUGAUGGUUGAAGCAUUCGCAGCGAGGCAAACUGUUAAGGUUCCAUUUAUCUCAACUGGAAAAGGUGGAUAUACGAGAGCAAGCCUCAAGUUCCAAGCUAUUUCUAACCGGACAAGGAUCACUUUCUUCAGCCCUUUCUACCAUACAACAGUUGAAGAUUAUGGUCAUUUCUGCGGCCCUGUUUUGGAUGAUGUUAGAGUUGUUCCUCUAAAAUAG
This is a messenger RNA of Oldenlandia corymbosa var. corymbosa, 1020 nucleotides long. NCBI's taxonomy places the organism in Eukaryota, Viridiplantae, Streptophyta, Magnoliopsida, Gentianales, Rubiaceae. The record is from the annotation of a GenBank genome assembly.